AAAACAAAGUGUCCGCAGACGAAGGAGCAGACCUGUAUGUGCGUAAAAAAAAAAUAAAAAAUAAAAAAUCACCCCCAAAAAGUGCCAAAUCUCAUGGAGAUGAAGAAGUCCGUCAGGUUCGCCGUGGUGUGCGUCGGAGUGUCUCUGCUCAUCUCCUGCCAGUCCGUCGAAGCCUGGUACAAGCAGGUGACCGGACCCAGCUACUACUCUGUGGGCCGCGCCUCCGGGCUGCUGUCCGGCAUCAGGAGGUCUCCGACCGUCCGGAGAGCUGAGUCCGAGGAGACGGUGAUGGACAGCGGGGAGGCGGCGGGAAACAACUUGAUCCAAGAGACCAACAAGCAAAUCUCCGUCCUGAAGAACAUGGCCAUCUGCCUGAAGGACAUCUCUCCAAACCUGAAGAGCUGCGAGCUGCUGCAGGACGGGACGGGAACCUUCCAGUGCAAGGCAGACGUCUUCCUCACCCUGGACUCCUUGGACUGCCUGUCCGCAUGAGUCUCCGUGAAUCCUCCUCACCAUCAUCCAAAAAAAAGAGAGAAAGAAAACAGACAGAAAGAGAGAGAAAAACCAGAGAUUUUAUCUGGAAAAGCAGAAAAAAAAUCAAAACAGAGAUGAGGGAUGGAUGGAGAUUUUGCUUUGAUGACGGACCGUUGCAGACUUUGAAUGUUUUCUCUUAUUUAAAGAAAAAUGCUUAAAAAAAAA
Molecule: messenger RNA, 699 nt
Organism: Xiphophorus couchianus (Monterrey platyfish)
Lineage: Eukaryota; Metazoa; Chordata; Actinopteri; Cyprinodontiformes; Poeciliidae
Gene: npb
Product: neuropeptide B
Exons: 2
Coding region: 94-492 (132 amino acids)
Biological process (GO): G protein-coupled receptor signaling pathway; feeding behavior
Molecular function (GO): G protein-coupled receptor binding
Source: RefSeq, a predicted model, not a curated record